UAAACAACCCUGUCAGGAGGAACGCGGGGGGACCUGUCGCUGGUGGCAGAAAUAUACUUAUUUACGAGUAAAGUGUAAAGUUGUAAGAAGACCGUCGCACUUUAAAAAGUAAACCGGACAGAUAGCUGUCCUGUCUCGAACAAAUUCAGAAUCUUUGUGUCAAAGAGAAGGAAGUUAGCUAGCCAGUGUAUGCAGCUAGCCCCUUCAGGCUGACGCUAGCCUCCCGUUUCACCUCUGCAUUGUGCCUCGUGAGUCAGUGCUGAUUGUUAUGCAGUUCCCGGAGGACUGUUGUCUCGGUCGUUUUCUUUCUCCUCCGCCACCUUGUCAGUCCCUCACCCUAGUCUCUCUGGCCCUAUGUCUCGGUGGCUCUUCCCUUGGUCAGGCUCGAUAAAGAAGCGGGCCUGUCGCUAUCUUUUACAGCAUUACCUCGGACACUUCUUGGAAGAACGUUUGAGUUUGGACCAGCUGAGUUUGGACUUGUACAAUGGCAGCGGUGUCAUUACAGAAAUCAACCUCGACGUGUGGUCAGUAAAUGAGUUGCUGGAUUCCCUCGCAGCCCCUCUGGAGAUCGUAGAGGGUUUUGUUCAGCGUAUAAAAGUAACAAUCCCAUGGGCAGCGCUCGUCACUGACCACUGCACACUUGAAGUCACUGGGCUACAGAUAACAUGCAGACCCAAGGACAGAACCAGUGGUACGUGGGACUCCCAAGGCUGGUCCUCAUGUAUGACUUCCAGCAUGCAGCUGGCCCAAGAGUGUCUGAAGGACCCACCUGAGGCAUCGGAAGAGCCGCCUGCUCCAUUGGAGGGGCUGGAAAUGUUUGCACAGACCAUUGAGACAGUUCUGCGACGUAUAAAAGUCACAUUUCUGGACACUAUAGUACGAAUUGAGCACCAUCCCCUUGACGCUAAGGAUGGGGUUGCCUUAGAGAUGCAAAUUAAACGGCUGGAGUACUGUGAUGAAGCUGUGAGAGACUCCAGCCAAACAGUGCCUGUAGAUAUCCACCAGCCUCCAGCCUUCCUGCAUAAAAUUCUUCAGCUCAACUCAGUACAGCUGCUUUAUGAGACUCUUGGAGAGCCACAGAGUCUUGUUCAUGAACACACUGAGGACUGUGAUGAUGAAGAGAAGGAUAGCAAACCCAAACCGUUACGGCCACAUCUUGGACCUCUAGUCAUUGGAAGCUGCUCUGGUUUCAUGGAGACCACUGUUAAAAUCAAGCAGAAUGACAUGCUUCCUGGGCCCAAGCUGGAGUUAGAUGGAAAGGUGGGGUGUCUACACUUGUUGCUCUCUCCCAAUCAGAUUACUAACCUAACGGACCUCCUGACUGCUCUUUGCAUUGAAACAGAGGGUAGCAGUAAUACACAUGGGGGUAAUGGUGCUCAUAGUAGGCCUCUGGGUUCAGAUGAUCUGAAGUUGAUAGAGGAGGACCUCAGUAAGCAACUCAGUGUGGAUUCAACAGAUCGAGAUCUGGAGCUAAACACAGAGCCUUACAUUUGCACCCUGGAAAAUGGAGAGAUGUUUUACUCUAUGGGACCUGGAUGUAUGACUAGCAGUGUGACGUCCACACGCUCAGGAAGUGAGCUCUCAGACAGUGACAUGGAGUCCUCAAUACACAGCCAAAGCAGCCUGGCUCCAACACACCCCCUGUCUCCACAGGGAAUGCUUAACUGCCCCAGACGUUAUCCUGUACCAGGAACUUUAUCUAGUUUGCCUCAAUGUAGCAAGUCGCCACGGCGAUCAACACACACUGGCCAGUCAGAAGCCAUGAAGCCUGAUUGUUUGCUCCGGCUUUCUCUGGGUGGAAUGACACUGGUCCUUCUGGAACAGGAGCCAUCUCAGGACCCUGAUGAUCUGUCCUCAAUGGCGAAGGUGUCCCAGGCGUUCUUCCAUGAGCUAGCUUUCUUCAAGGACAGCAUGUUCAGUGAAAGAGACUUUGAGAACCUGAGGGGUAGCUUUGCCAAAGCGUGCCCUCACUCACAUCUUAGGCUAACUGGGGCAGCGGUGCAGGUAGCAUGCGAGAUGCGUAGCUCUGGGCGUUAUGCCCGUUCUAUGACUUCUGACCUCUCCUUCAGCAGAUUGGAAUUGCUGGAGUGUCUUUGCGAGGCAGACCAACCCCAGUACACUGAGCUGUUGCAGUUCAAAAAUGCUGGUCACUUUACUGUGGGAGCGACUGCAAGACCUUGUGCCCAAAUUCACCACGUCCUGACAGAAAAACAGCAGCGCAAGAGUGGCUCAAAGCAGCGAAUAGUGCGCAGAGACAGCUCGUUACGUGUAGAGCUGGGUGAGCUCACCACUGAGAUAGACUUGGACAUACUGGGCAGACUGGACAGCAUCACACAGGCCCUGAGCCACUGUCCUAACCAGCCGAAAAAGCCAGGAAAUUCCCAGACACCAUUGCUGGAGCUGCACACCUCUCUUGUUCUCCUCUCUCCCCACGCUGUGCUGAAGCUUCGUUUUCCCAUUCCUGACCUCCGACCUUUAGAUCAGAGAAGACCUGUUAAUGAACAAGCUGUGCGUAAGGAGCUCCUGAGUCUGGAGAUGUGCAAUCUAGAACUGAAGUCUCAUCAGGGAUCGGACCUCCAGCAGCAGGUGCCAUCCACCUCCACAACUAAACUCACCAAGCUGCUGGAGGCAAGCUUCAAUGACAUGCAUGGAGUGUAUGAGGGCUGGGAGGGAGGCUCGUUCCCUUGCAUCUGUGUACAAAAGGGCUCCAACAUGCAGAACCCAGACAGCAUACCCAAAAUUGUGGUGUAUGUAAGUGGAGCAGCAGACUCAGAUGGUCCAGGGGGUGUAGGUGUUGGUAUCAACAGGGAUUUGGGGUUUGGCUUUGUGUCUAUGGAAAGUCCCUGUGAACUUAGAGAGAAAAACAGCUCCCCCUUCUCCUCCAACCGAACAAUGUUUGAGACCGAAGAGAUGGUAAUCCCUGCAGAUCCUGAGGAAAUGAAGGAAUUCCAGACUCAGUGUGUGGCUCAGAGUCAGUAUGUAGUGGAUAUCACACUCCCUGUGGCCUACAUCCUUUUACCCAGCAAAGAAGCCUUUCAAAGCAUCUACAACAGAAUCAAUAAUGAUUUGCUGAUGUGGGAGCCCCCACCUCCUCCUCCUCCUCCUCCUCAACCCCCUUCAAAGAUCACUCACAGCCCUGUGCAGCAGCGCAGAUCAGACGAUGACGAGUUUCAGCUCUGCAAAUCUGCCUUUAGACUUGAUUCCGAUUCGGAAGAGGAUGAACCUCAGUUCUAUUCAGACAGUGAGCCAAGGAAAACAGAGCAGUCAGAGCCUCAAUCAAACCACGCCCUCAGUUUUCUCAGUCUAACUGUACUGAUUGGCAAAGGUCGCCUGCAGGCUUUGACAGACAGUAAGAAUGAAGCAGGACGGAGGGUGGAACAGUGCCAUGGAGAACUGCUGCUAGAUUUAGAAGGCGGGAGGAUUUUCAGUGUUACCCAGCACCAGAAUAAUCCCAAUUUAAACUUUGUUACUAUAGAGAGCAAAAAAGUUGAACUCUAUCAUAAAGCGGAGGUCCCAGAUACCCCUUUCCCAGCGCGACUAGAAAUGCCCAAGUUUACUCCCCCAAGCCACCUGGACCCUACUAUUUAUCCCACAGAAGUGGGGGUAAGCGGUGUGGGGCGCAGAGGAGCAGGUGGUCAGAUGUUGUCGACUGCCAUCAAAAUCACGCUAGACCUCCAACGCAAUGUCAAGGAGUUCCUGGUUGCGUUACGGCUUCAAGGUGCUACUUUUAGACAUCAUAUGGCAUUGACCAAUCACAGUUGGCAUGAGCAGUUGGUUGAUUUUCUAGACGUCAUUGAUGAUGACAUUUUGGGAUACACACCUCCUGCAGUCAUCACAGUGUUGCAUACACACCUGGCCACCUGUGCAGUUGACUACAGACCCCUCUAUCUUCCAUUGCGAGUGUUGUUUACAGCAGAAUCCUUUUCUCUGUCCAGUAACAUCAUUGUGGAUACCGCCACCUUUCACCUCAGGUUCAUCCUGGAUGACUCUGCAUUGUACCUAACUGAUAAGUGUGAAAGUGAGACAGUGGAUUUAAGACGAGAUUAUGUGUGUGUAUUAGACAUUGAUCUUUUGGAGCUGGCCAUAACUACCUGGAAAGGCAACAACACUGGCAAACUGACUCAGCCACUGUUUGAGCUGCGCUGUUCAAAUAAUGUGGUUCAUGUGCACACCUGUGCAGACUCCUGUGCUGCUUUAGUUAAUAUGCUCCAGUACCUGGUCUGUCAAGGGGACCUGCACCCACCUCCUCGCCAUACUUGCCCUACUGAGAUUGCUGGACAGAAGCUUCCGCUCUCAGAAGCUCCUGCAUCAUUACCACCCUGUCCACCAGCAGAGACGGCCGAAAUUAAUCAGUGUGAUCUCACAGAUGCUCUGAUCGACACAGAACGAACGCUGUAUGAAGAGGAUAGAGAAUUUGCAGGCUCUCCUGCCUCAGUAAAGCGAGGCUCACCUGUCUCAGUGUACUUAUUUCCUGGGGAAGGCCCAAAAGCUAGAUUCUCUGUGCUAGAGGGCAAGGAGUCUGAACUUGAUCAUCUGGUAGUAACGGCCACCGAAGUACAUGACAUGAUCUCAGAGGAAUGUUCGGAAGGUUCCACUGACAAUGAUGACUUCUGUAUUUUAGAGGCUCCUGGUAUAGGCAUUCCUCCUAAGGAUGGAGAGCCAGUGGUCACAGUGUUGUCACAGAAUCCUAUAAAGGUUCGCGAUGGCUAUUUCUCUCGGCCACGGGGCAGUUCAGACCUCCUACGGGCACCAGCUCGCUUUCCUAUGCCUCAGAGCAGGGUGGUACUCAGAGAGGUAUCGGUAAUCUGGCAUCUCUAUGGAGGCAAAGACUUUGGAGGAAAACCCAUCUCUGCUCACACACAACACAGCCACAGGGGGCGCUCAGCACCUGCAGUAGCCCGUGGUUCUCCUUCGCGCUCUGCUGGCUCCUCCAGACCACAGAACACAUGGCGAUGGGUGGGAGGCAGUGGCCGGCUGCACUCCCUGCUCAUGGAAAUACAACUGACAAAGGUCAGCUUUCAGCACGAGUCAUACCCUGUGGUAGUGCCCCCCGCAGUCUCAGGGCAGGAUGGGGAAGGGACGGGACCGGGAGAGCAGCCUCUCUCACGGCAGGUGUUCAUAGUGCAAGAGCUGGAGGUCCGUGACAGACUUGCAUCCUCUCAGAUUAACAAAUUCCUCUACCUGUAUACCAGCGAGAGCAUGCCACGUAGAGCCCACUCCAACAUGUUAUCAAUAAAGGCUCUGCAGGUACUUCCUGAAUCUGGCUUGGGAGGUCCAGAGUGCUGCCUGAGAAUUAGUCUGCUGCCCCUCAGACUCAACAUAGAUCAGGAUGCCCUUUUCUUUCUGAAAGACUACUUUAGUAAUCUAGCUGCUGGGAUUAAUCCGUACUUACCUGUUGAUCCGGCUGCAGAAGUUAAAGCAGACUUUACUCAGAAGCCAUCAGAAGAAUUAGAGUCUGGCACCGGAUUGGGUCCUGAUCUUACUGCUUCUGUAGAGACAACGUAUAGUGAGCAGAGCUCUUCCUCUGCUGGUUCAACCUCUUCCUCUGACCAGCCAAUUUAUUUCAGAGAGUUUCGUUUCACCUCAGAAGUUCCCAUAUGGCUGGACUACCAUGGGAAGCAUGUGGCCAUUGAACAGGGAACAUUUGCAGGAAUUCUUAUUGGCCUGGCCCAACUGAACUGCUCAGAGCUGAAGCUGAAGAGGCUGUGUUGUAGACAUGGAUUGCUGGGUGUUGAUAAAGUCAUUCAGUACGCAGUGAACGAGUGGCUGACUGACAUCAGGAAGAACCAGUUACCGGGCAUUCUGGGAGGUGUUGGUCCUAUGCACUCUGUAGUUCAGUUGUUUCACGGAGUCCGGGAUCUGUUCUGGAUGCCAAUUGAGCAGUACAGGAAAGAUGGGCGUAUUAUUCGGGGUCUCCAGAGGGGGGCAGCAUCCUUCGGCACCUCUACAGCUUCGGCUGCGCUGGAGCUGAGCAACAGACUGGUGCAGGCUAUACAGGCCACAGCAGAGACAGUGUAUGACAUCCUGUCCCCAACUCCCCCCCUGACCCGUUGCAUCACAGAGGGGCGUCCUGUCUCCCGACCCAGACGCACGCCGCAACCAGCUGACCUCAGAGAAGGUGUGGCCAAGGCCUACGACACUGUCAGAGAGGGUGUGAUAGACACUGCUCAGACGCUUUGUGACGUGGCCUCUCGUGGGCACGAACAGAAAGGUCUUCCAGGAGCAGUGGGUGGAGUUCUGCGUCAGAUUCCCCCAACUGUCGUGCGUCCCUUAAUAGUAGCCUCUGAAGCCACCUCCAAUCUUCUAGGAGGCAUGCGGAACCAAAUCAAACCGGACGCACGGAAAGAGGACUUCUUAAAAUGGCGCACAGAAGACGGCCAUGAAUAACUAACUGCUAAACCGGCCUUUUUGCUAGUGAGAAUGUUAUCAUAGAGGCGUGAAUGUGUGCGUGUUUGUGUGUAAGAGAGUGAGUGAAUAAGAGGUAGAGGUAGAGAGAAAUGUGGAUAUCUCUGUGAGUAUUAAUACAAGGAAAAGGUGAAGGAAAGAAAUCUGCCACUCAUCACAACUGCACACAUGGUUUUAGUGGCUUUUACUUGUUAGUUGCACAUUUUCACACUCAUUGCACGGUCACUGUGCGCAUGCAGAAGACUUUGUAGGUAGCCAAGUGCAAUCCACCCGAUUUGAAAGUAUGCAAUCGUAUCGAUUCUGAACACCAACUACUACAGCAAACAAGGGUUUUUUUUUUUCUUUUCUUUUCUUUCCUCUUGGACUUCCACACUGGGUAUUGUUAUUCUGUAAAUCAUUUAAUUGUUCAGGAUUUCUUUUAUCCAUUAUAAGGAAUUAUAACCUUGAUUAAAAUGUCCAAAGUAGGAACUAAGGCUGCGUUUUUGUUAAAAAAUAAUACCGAAGGCAGUUUGUACGUGACCUUUCCAUAACACAAUAUAAAGUGUACCAGUGUGAUUCUUCUGCAUCCUGUGAAAUGACCUUUGACCACAUUAAACAACGCCUCUGGUGUAAUCGUGCCAUAAUUAUCAUCAAUUUGAAUGUUUAGUUUAUUCUCCUUUUGCCCGUAUCCAUGGGCCUGUGGCAUUUCCAUGCUAAAGUUCUAAUAUUUUAGCUUUUGUUACGUGUGUUUUUAGUUCUGCAGACAGGAAACUCAUAUUCAGCCUUGCUUGGAAUUGUUGUUUUUUUGUUUUUGUUUGUUUGUUUGUUUGUUUGUUUGUUUUAAUGUUCCUCAUUAUAAUUAACUGCUUAUCAUAUUCAUGCAGUGGUGUCAUAUUCAGCAGCUGAAAGAUUAUGUUUGUUAAUGCACUGUAAAGUAAGUGCAUGUGUACAUGUACACAGUGUCUUAUGAGUGGAUGAGUGAAGUUCUGCAUGUUUGUAGGUUGAGUGUUGUUACAAUAGGCUGUGGUUCUACAGGCUAUGAAAAUCAAAUCAUGGCUCUGACCGUGUUUUUUUUUUUUUUUGUAAUUAUUGCUAUAUCAUAAGCUGUAAGAUUAAUCUGUAUAAUAUCAAGACGAUGUGUAAACAGUUAUAUAUAUUAAAAAAAUCAAUAAAACCUGUACAUUG
This is a messenger RNA of Clarias gariepinus (North African catfish), 7569 nucleotides long. RefSeq names its product autophagy related 2A (gene atg2a). The transcript is spliced from 42 exons. Gene Ontology annotation, cellular component: phagophore assembly site; extrinsic component of membrane. Gene Ontology annotation, molecular function: phosphatidylinositol-3-phosphate binding. Bases 355 to 6387 code for a protein of 2010 amino acids. Lineage: Eukaryota; Metazoa; Chordata; Actinopteri; Siluriformes; Clariidae. The record is from RefSeq and is a predicted model, not a curated record. Gene Ontology annotation, biological process: autophagy of mitochondrion; autophagosome assembly; piecemeal microautophagy of the nucleus.